UGCCAAUGCCUCAACAUGUUCUGGAGAGGGGGGAGGCAAUGACUACCAGAGGAACCUGAUGACCUGAAGCCGAUCACAGUAACCGACGGAAAGCGGACCCUUCACCAUGAAGCUUUCUGGACUGUUUCUGUUGGUGUCUGUAGCAGGGGGCUUCGCCAACCCAGCGCUCAAGGAGGUGUUCCAUUGGAAGCAGUUGGACUUCCACUACCCCGACGAAGCAGCUCGCAAACAGGCCGUAGCCUCUGGGGAGUUUGUCGUCGAGAAUAACCUGCCUCUGGGUGUGGAAGUGUGGAAGAACAAACUGUUCGUGACAGUCCCCCGCUGGAAGUCUGGGAUACCUGCUUCCCUCAAUUACAUCGACCUUAACGAUGAGGAAAAGACUCAAUCCCCAGCUCUCAAGCCUUACCCGGACUGGGCUUCCCACAAGAUCUACGAGAAGGACAACACCACCAAGAUAGUGUCAACGUUCAGGAUACGCGCGGACGAGUGCGACAGACUCUGGGUCCUAGACACCGGCUUGGCUGACAUCCUUGGCAAAGCUGAGCAGAUCACUCCGCCCAAGAUACUCAUCUACGACCUGAAAACUGACAAGCUUGUGCACCAGUAUGUCUUCGACCCCUCCCACGUCAAAGACAACUCCUUCUUCGCCAACAUCGUGGUUGACGUAGCUCCUGGUAAGUGUGAGCACACCCAUGCCUACAUCCCAGACCUGGGUAGUUACGCCAUCAUUGUCUACAACCUAGAGACCGACAAGAGCUACCGCAUCAAACACCACUUCUUCUACAUGGACCCUCUCUCUGGGAACUACAACGUCGGAGGAGUCAACUUCCAGUGGACCGACGGUAUAUUCAGUUUGGCGCUCGCCCCUCACGACAAGAAUGACGGAUACAGGACUAUCUACUUCCAUCCGUUAUCAAGCACUAUGGAGUUUACUGUUAACUCCAGGAUUCUGCAGAAUGAGACUGUAGCUAACGACGACUACUAUGCCUACAAGGUGCUUGGAUCUCGUGGUGCUCUCGGCCAAGCCACAGCCUCCUUCCUGGACCCUAAGACCGGUGUUCUGGUCUACACCCAGAUCAACAAGAACGGCGUUGGAUGCUGGAACUCCUUCACUCAUCCUCAAGAUUACUCUCCGGAGACCAAUCACCUCAUUGCCUCCGACAACGAGACCAUGAUCUUCCCUAACGACCUUAAGGUGGACACAGAAAGCAACCUUUGGUUGUUGACUGACCGUCUUCCAACACACAUCUACAAGAAGUUGGACUUUGAAGAGGUCAACUAUCGCAUUUUCAAAGGCCACAUCCCAGAUUUGGUCAAGGGUACAGUCUGCGAGGUGAAGGACCCAGUCAAAGCCACUCCUGAACCCCUGAAGGAGGUUUCUACCCAGAAGUCUGUUAGUCUGUCUUCAUCCUCGUCCCAGUAAAAGUUUCUGAGGGUGCGAAGCUAUUAGGAGUAAGAUUUUACCAAUCAAAGGAUGGCUGAAGAUCACAGCCAAAUAGUUAAGUGAAGUGUGUAAAAAUUAAACGUUGUUUUCUUAUAAUGAUGUUUUAUGUGGUAUGUUUGAAAGUAUACGAAGAUUAUUUUGCCUAGUGGGUAACAGAAACAUGUCAUACAUAUUACAAUAACAGUAUGAUGGCUAUGAGAGUAGGUGAUAAAAUAAUAUUUGUUAUUGUGAUUAAAA
Molecule: messenger RNA, 1681 nt
Organism: Macrosteles quadrilineatus (aster leafhopper)
Lineage: Eukaryota; Metazoa; Arthropoda; Insecta; Hemiptera; Cicadellidae
Product: protein yellow
Exons: 7
Coding region: 107-1423 (438 amino acids)
Cellular component (GO): extracellular region
Source: RefSeq, a predicted model, not a curated record